GAAAAAAUUGGCUGGCGGAACGAUUCCCUGCACCUCCUGGUCUUUGUGAGUGAUGCUGAUUCUCAUUUUGGAAUGGACAGCAAACUGGCAGGCAUCGUCAUUCCUAAUGAUGGGCUUUGUCACUUGGACAGCAAGAAUGAGUACUCCAUGUCAACUGUCUUGGAAUAUCCUACGAUUGGACAACUUAUUGAUAAACUGGUACAAAACAACGUGUUAUUAAUCUUUGCUGUAACCCAGGAACAAGUUCAUUUAUAUGAGAACUAUGCAAAACUUAUCCCUGGAGCUACAGUAGGACUGCUUCACAAGGACUCUGGAAACAUUCUCCAGCUGAUCAUCUCGGCUUAUGAAGAACUGCGGUCUGAGGUGGAACUGGAAGUUUUAGGAGACACAGAAGGACUCAAUCUGUCAUUCACAGCUAUUUGUAACAACAAUACCCUCUUCCCCCACCAAAAGAAAUGCUCUCACAUGAAGGUGGGAGACACAGCUUCAUUCAGUGUGACUGUGAGUGUACCAAACUGCGAGAGAAAAAACAGGCACAUUGUCAUAAAGCCUGUGGGGCUGGGAGAUGCCCUAGAAAUACUCAUCAGUCCGGAAUGCAACUGUGACUGUCAGAAGGAAGUGGAAGUGAACAGCUCCAAAUGCCACAAUGGGAAUGGCUCCUUCCAGUGUGGGGUGUGUGCCUGCAACCCCGGCCACAUGGGUCCUCGCUGCGAGUGUGGCGAGGACAUGCUGAGUACAGAUUCCUGCAAGGAGACCCCAGAUCAUCCCUCAUGCAGCGGAAGGGGUGACUGCUACUGUGGGCAGUGCAUCUGCCACCUGUCUCCCUAUGGAAACAUUUAUGGGCCUUACUGCCAGUGUGACAAUUUCUCCUGUGUGAGACACAAAGGGCUGCUCUGUGGAGACAACGGUGACUGCGACUGCGGUGACUGCGUGUGCCGGAAUGGCUGGACUGGUGAGUACUGCAACUGCACAACCAGCACGGACUCGUGCGUCUCUGAAGAUGGAGUGCUCUGCAGUGGGCGAGGGGACUGCGUUUGUGGCAAGUGUGUUUGCACAAACCCUGGAGCCUCAGGACCAACCUGUGAACGAUGUCCUACCUGUGGUGACCCCUGUAACUCUAAACGGAGCUGCAUUGAAUGUCACCUGUCUGCAGAUGGCCAGGCCGGAGAAGAGUGCGUGGACAAAUGCAAACUAGCUGGUGCAACCAUCAGUGGAGAAGAUUUCUCAAAGGAUAGUUCUGUUUCCUGCUCUCUGCAGGGAGAAAAUGAAUGUCUUAUCACAUUCCUAAUAACUACAGAUAACGAGGGGAAAAACAUCAUUCAUAGUAUCAACGAAAAAGAUUGUCCAAAACCUCCAAACAUUCCCAUGAUCAUGUUGGGGGUUUCGCUGGCUAUUCUUCUCAUCGGGAUUGGCCUACUGUGCAUUUGGAAGCUGCUGGUGUCAUUUCAUGAUCGUAAAGAAGUUGCCAAAUUUGAAGCAGAACGAUCAAAGGCCAAGUGGCAAACGGGAACCAAUCCACUAUACAGAGGCUCUACUAGUACUUUUAAAAAUGUAACAUAUAAACACAGGGAAAAACAAAAGGUAGACAUUUCCACAGAUGGAUAGAAAUACUUUAUGCAUAGAAGAAGUCUGUUUCACUGAUAUGAAAUGUUAAUGCACUAUUUAAUUUUUCUUUCUUUGUUGCUUCAAAAGAGGUUGGUUUAAGAUAAUAACAGUUCUUUUGGAGAUCAGUCAUUCUCUGUAUGAAGGUGAGAGACUAUGUUGGCAGGUUCAAAAUACUUAAGAAGAGGAAUGUCCUUAGCAAAGAGGUGACUUUGGGGAUCAUUUGAGGAAUACUAGCUCUGUUGCAUUAAUGCCUCAAAAAAUCAUCAAAAUGAUUCAUGGGGGCCUGAUUUGAAUUUGAAAAAUGUUUGAAAUUAGAGUCUCAUUUGUUUCAGGAAUACAGCUACCUGAAGUCUUUGUCUCAGCAAAGUCACAAAGGCCAUAUGCUCACAUUGUAUACCCAUACUUGCCAAUUAAUUCUAAACUUACAGUAAAUCUGCCCUUUCCUGAAGGAGGAUUUUUUUAAAAGCCCAUGAGAAAUAAGAUUCUGAUUUUACUUAAGCUGAGAUGGUGCAGUUCUUCCAAAGAUAUCCCAAAUGUAAGAUUUAAAAUUAAUUGUAUUAAUAAUUUCUGUGAGUUUGUAUGCACCUCAGAGUCAGGUACACAAAAAAGUAUUUUAUUUGUUUUACAGAUGAAGAAGUAAUUUAUAAAUUAGGAACUCACCAGUUAAAA
Molecule: messenger RNA, 2274 nt
Organism: Galeopterus variegatus (Sunda flying lemur)
Lineage: Eukaryota; Metazoa; Chordata; Mammalia; Dermoptera; Cynocephalidae
Gene: ITGB6
Product: integrin, beta 6
Exons: 10
Biological process (GO): cell adhesion mediated by integrin; integrin-mediated signaling pathway; cell migration
Cellular component (GO): integrin alphav-beta6 complex; focal adhesion; cell surface
Molecular function (GO): integrin binding
Source: RefSeq, a predicted model, not a curated record